Molecule: messenger RNA, 3421 nt
Organism: Apus apus (common swift)
Lineage: Eukaryota; Metazoa; Chordata; Aves; Apodiformes; Apodidae
Gene: TPH1
Product: tryptophan hydroxylase 1
Exons: 11
Coding region: 159-1493 (444 amino acids)
Biological process (GO): serotonin biosynthetic process; aromatic amino acid metabolic process
Cellular component (GO): neuron projection
Molecular function (GO): iron ion binding; tryptophan 5-monooxygenase activity
Source: RefSeq, a predicted model, not a curated record
CACAACAUUUUGACAGAAAAGGAACCACAGGAAUUUCAACCUGGCUGCUACCAGAAAUACUGGAAACCCAGGCUGAGCCCAGAUUUCCAAAUGAAAGAUGCUUACCUGCAGUGGAAGAACUUCUAGAAGGCUACCUAUUAAAUAAGUCAAAUUACACGAUGAUUGAAGAUAAUAAAGAGAAUGAAGACCAUGCAUCUGAAAGAGGAAGAACAGCCAUAAUUUUUUCCUUGAAGAAUGAAGUUGGAGGACUUGUAAAAGCAUUAAAACUCUUUCAGGAGAAGCAUGUAAAUCUGGUACACAUUGAGUCACGGAAGUCCAAGAGACGAAAUUCUGAGUUUGAGGUCUUUGUGGACUGUGACAGUAACAGGGAACAGCUGAAUGAGAUUUUCCAGCUCCUGAACUCCCAUGUCAACAUUGUCUCUAUGAACUCAACAGAGCAUUUCAAUGGCCAGGAUGAUGACAUGGAGAAUGUUCCCUGGUUUCCAAAGAAGAUCUCAGAUUUGGAUAAGUGUGCAAACAGAGUGCUGAUGUACGGGUCCGAUUUGGAUGCUGACCAUCCAGGUUUCAAAGACAAUGUCUAUCGCAAGAGGCGAAAGUAUUUUGCAGACCUGGCUAUGAGCUACAAAUAUGGUGACCCAAUUCCCAAGAUUGAAUUCACUGAGGAGGAGAUCAAGACUUGGGGAACUGUGUACCGAGAGCUUAACAAACUUUACCCAACUCAUGCCUGCAGAGAGUACCUUAAAAACUUACCCUUGCUCACCAAAUACUGUGGGUACAGGGAAGACAAUAUCCCCCAGCUGGAAGAUGUCUCCCGCUUCCUGAAAGAGCGCACAGGUUUCACCAUUCGCCCUGUUGCUGGAUAUUUAUCGCCCAGAGACUUCUUGGCAGGAUUAGCAUUCAGAGUUUUUCACUGCACUCAGUAUGUUAGACACAGCUCGGACCCCCUCUAUACACCAGAGCCUGAUACCUGCCAUGAGCUCCUAGGCCAUGUCCCUCUUUUGGCUGAACCCAGUUUUGCUCAGUUCUCCCAGGAAAUUGGUCUUGCAUCACUGGGGGCAUCAGAUGAGGCUGUGCAAAAACUGGCAACGUGCUACUUCUUCACUGUAGAGUUUGGCUUGUGCAAGCAAGAGGGACAGCUACGAGUUUAUGGGGCUGGCUUGCUCUCUUCAAUUAGUGAGCUCAAGCACUCGCUCUCUGGCAGUGCCAAAGUCAAGCCUUUUGAUCCAAAGAUCACCUGCAAGCAAGAAUGCCUCAUUACAACUUUCCAGGAGGUUUACUUUGUUUCUGAAACUUUUGAAGAAGCAAAGGAAAAGAUGAGAGAGUUUGCAAAAACCAUCAAACGUCCAUUUGGUGUGAAGUACAAUCCAUAUACUCAAAGUGUGCAAAUCUUGAAAGACAUGAAGAGCAUUGCCAGUGUGGUGAAUGAGCUACGUCAUGAGCUGGACAUUGUCAGUGAUGCCCUCAGCAAGAUGGGCAAGCAGCUGGAAGUUUAACACCCCUGUCAGCAGUGUGGUGCACUUGGCAACUCUUUUCUUUCCCUAUUGAUUUCUUUCUAGGCAUGUGAUGUGUUGUGUGCAGAACUCUCUCCUUUACAACUAGAAGAGUGAAUGGCCCAUAAGGAUAAUCACUCUUAUCUUGUUUGUCUGUGUAAAGUCUCUUACAGAAUAUAUUCCUCCAUCCCCCUUGGAUAAAAAAGGCCCAGAGUUGCCUUUGAGAAGCUAGUGGGGGAGUAGAGAAAUUGCUACUCUGGAGCAAAAGUGUGGUCUGUGGAUCAGAGCUGGGAUCAGAUGCUGCAGAAGGUGGCUUAUAAGGCAAUAAUGGAAUAAUUAACCAGAGGAAAAUGUCUGUUUCUUACUGUAGUAGCCUACACUACUAAUUUUAUGAGAUUGCUAUAGGCUCAGAUAGUCGGGAUUUUUCUUGUUGUUCUUGAUACUGCACCUGAGGGAAGACCUUUCCUUAAAGUAAUAGCUUUUACUUUUUUCCCCUGAUUGAAUUACUUUAGCAAAAAAAUACAUCAAGCCAUCAGGCACUGACUUAGCACAGAGACUAAAACAAUUUUCAAAUUACACUUUAAUAUUCAAAUUCAUUUAAUUGGUUCUUAAAUAAUACUGGAGUUUAAAAUAACAGCCAACAUUCACAGGCUUUUUGUAAGAUGAAUUAUCCUAUUGAUUGCUUGGUCACUUCAUGGACCUGCACAAGCUGCACAAAGAUACAUUUUGUUUCUUCUUUACUAGGCCUGAAUACCUUUGUUUCCUACCAAACAUAACUGAAAGGCCCAAGCAUUUCAUAGCAAUUUUGUGGUUAUGAAUGCAACAAACUACCUUGUAGCAUAAAGUAUAUCCAAUUCCAAAAAGCACUUUACAAGUGGUAGGAAACGGUGUCCUGCUGAAUUGACUGUAUCACAUAGUACCAAACUUUUCAGCGCUCCACACUUUGAAGCAUCCUCCAUAGCUGUUCAAAGCUGUGCUGGCUGCUCUUUUUGUUGACUCUGUCAAUGAAAUGAAUGUGAAAUGAAUGUAUGUACAGGAUAUGAGACAUUUGAAUGGAACAUCUGUGAUGUGCAGGGUGUAUUUAUUAGCACACUAGGGGCUGAAUCUUUGUAGGUAGAGCUUAUCAGGAAAUCCAGAAUCUGCAGCUGUGAAUGCCAUCGGAAAAAUGGACCGAAAUCUUAAAUAUGCUGGAGAUGCUAGUUCUGGAGUUUGAGAACUGGAGAGGACUUCAUGAACCUCUUUGCUUGAAAAUGAGUUUGUUUCAUAUGUUUCCUAGUACGCCACAUCCGCUCCAUAAGCGAUUGCUGGCCCAUUCUUUCCAAAUAUUCGCUGUUAAAGUCAAGUCUAAGUCAUUUUUUUCUGUGACUAUUAACCCACCGUAAGUUUUUUUUCAAGAGCAUUUAAGACAUAGAAAUAAGGUCUGUAACCUUUAUGGCUUACAUUACACUUUAAAAUAGGUUUUAGGAACUCUGUCUUUCUAAAGAAGAGACAUUCUUCUAAGUGAGUAGUAAGAGAGCAUCUAUUUUGUCUGCUUCUGUGAUAACAGUUAAUAUUUAGCUGCAUUUUUAAAAACAUUGGAAUGACAAUGUUGAAAUAUGCAUAGAUCAGUGUUACUUCAAAUCUUUGAGCUAUAUACACAUUUCAAGUAGGAGAUUGUUAUACUUUCAAGUAAUCUGGAAAAGCAGCAAUUGUAUCUUUAUUUGCUCUUGUGUUAGCAAAAAAAUUAAGCACACUGCUCGAAGUGAUACAGAGAAUAUGUAUUUUCAUGGCAUUAAAACCUUUCACGCAUCCAGACCUUUUGGCGAUGUAGAAGAGUAAUUUGAACAUUCUAAACUACUGUGGAGGCUUUACAUGUCAAUGAAUAAAAAAAUAACUUGGUUAAUUGUUACCAGCACAACCCCCUUCACUUCAGCACUGCAGCAAUAAACAUG